AUGCAGGAUCUCUCGGGAGCCGGCCAGCAGGCCGGACACGCCCCCAGCGGACGAUUCCCCGGGCACGUUUCCAAGCCUUCCAACAGCGAUACUGGCUUCUCUCACGGCGCUUUCACUUCCAACAUUUCGGGUUUCGCCGACAGACACCCUCGUCGUGGCAACAUUCCCACCAUCAACACCCAGACCAUGGCUCCCCAGCAGCAAUUCCAGCAGCAGCAGCAGCAGCAUGUCCCCAACACGGCCGCCGACAUGGCCACUCCUGGCACUGCUUUUGACAUGCAGUUCACUCCUCUGCUACCCUCGCAGCUGCUCCUCGGAAGCCCUUUCCAGCCUGGCACGCCUGGCGCCUUUGGUAGCCCCCAGUUCCAGAUGCAGGGUUUCCAGCAGCCUCAGCAACAGCAGCAGCAUCACCAGCAGCAACACCAGCACCAGCAGCACCAGAACGGACUUGCCAGCCCCGUGCUCCAGAACAUGUCGCCCCAGCAGUAUCAGGCCAUGGUUUCGCCCUCGACUUACGGCGCACCCCAGUACUUCGCGCCUCAGUCGCCCACGGCCUCGGGCUUCGGCGGCAUGCAGCAGAUGCAGUUGCAGCAGCCCACUUCUCCCGUGUCCAUGACUCCCGGUAUCGUCACCGGCACCAGCCGUACCGUCUACCUGGGCAAUAUUCCUCCCGAGACGUCGGCCGAGGAAAUUCUGGGCCACGUCAGGAGCGGACAGAUUGAGUCCGUCCGUCUUCUCCCCGACAAGAACUGUGCCUUCAUCUCUUUCCUAGACGCCAGCUCCGCCACCCACUUCCAUUCUGAUGCCAUCUUGAAAAAGCUCUGCAUCAAGGGCCAGGAUAUCAAGGUCGGAUGGGGCAAGCCCUCCCAGGUGCCCACCUCGGUGGCUCUCGCCGUUCAGCAGUCCGGCGCCUCGCGCAACGUCUACCUCGGCAAUCUGCCCGAAGACAUUACCGAGGAGGAGCUGCGUGAGGACCUGGGCAAGUUUGGUGCCAUCGACACUGUCAAGAUUGUCCGCGAGAAGAGCAUUGCCUUUAUCCACUUCCUUUCCAUCUCCAACGCCAUCAAGGCGGUGGUACAGCUCCCCCAGGAGCCCAAGUGGCAGGCCCCACGCCCGCUCUGGCCCAGCAGUCCGUGGCUGCGGCCGCCGUUGCCACCACCGCGGGUGGCAUUGCCAACCUCGGCAACCGCACCAUCUACUUGGGCAACAUUCACUCCGGAGACGACUAUCGAGGAGAUUUGCAACGUCGUUCGUGGCGGUCUUCUGCACCACAUCCGCUACAUCCCCGACAAGCACAUCUGCUUUGUCACUUUCAUCGACCCCACCGCUGCUGCCUCCUUCUAUGCCCUCAGCAACCUGCAGGGCUUGAUGAUUCACAACCGUAGGCUCAAGAUUGGCUGGGGCAAGCACUCGGGUGGCCUCCCUCCGGCGAUUGCCCUGGCCGUCAGUGGCGGCGCCUCGCGUAACGUGUACAUUGGAAAUCUCGACGAGACGUGGACUGAGGAACGCCUGAGGCAGGACUUUUCCGAGUUUGGCGAGAUCGAGCUGGUCAACGCGCUGCGUGAAAAGAGCUGUGCUUUCGUCAACUUCACCAACAUUGCCAACGCUAUCAAGGCCAUCGAGGCUGUGCGUAGCAAGGAGGAGUACAGGAAGUUCAAGGUCAACUUUGGCAAGGAUCGUUGUGGCAACCCUCCUCGUCAGCUUCAGCAGCAGCAGGCCCAGUCGCCUCGCAGCGAGGGCAUCCCCGCCGGCGUGCCCUCCCCUCCUCCUGUUGGUUCCCAGAACGGCAACUCGCCCACCAACAGCGGCUCGCCCCCACCCCAGCUCUUCAACGGCGCCAACCCCUUGACAAUGUACCUCAGCCAAGUGUCCCAUCAGGCACAGCACCAACAGCACCAGCAACAUAACCAGCUUGUUGCCCAGCAAGCUGCUCUGUUCGGUACCGCUCAGUCGUCGCCGAACGAUGUGACGCUCGAUGGCCCUCCUCAGGGUCCCUCAUCUGGCCACCAGCAGUCUGCCAGCAUCUCGAACGGCUAUCCGGGCAAUGUGACAAGCUCUGGCGCUACCACCAUUGGCGGUCUUUUGGCUCCCAACAACCGUGGCCAGCACAGCCGCGCCGUCAGCCUGCCUGUUCUGGCGCCUGGCUUUGAGAACGGCGCGCCGACGCCCAACAGCAUCCCCGGCAACGAGGGUGAGCGUCGUGGACACCAAUACCAGGCCAGUUACGGCGGUAUGGGUGCCGGAUACGGCCUCGGCCUCCAGGGCGGCCUGAAUGGCUGGGUUGAGGAGGAGGUUGCCAACUAA
Molecule: messenger RNA, 2304 nt
Organism: Verticillium alfalfae VaMs.102
Lineage: Eukaryota; Fungi; Ascomycota; Sordariomycetes; Glomerellales; Plectosphaerellaceae
Product: RNA recognition motif containing protein
Exons: 2
Coding region: 1-2304 (767 amino acids)
Biological process (GO): mRNA splicing, via spliceosome
Cellular component (GO): cytoplasmic stress granule
Molecular function (GO): mRNA binding
Source: RefSeq, a predicted model, not a curated record